UCAUGCAGUAAUUAUGCCACUGCCGUGACGUAACUGAGACGUGAGAAAUCCUCUGUUGGUGAUUUGAUCAGACAAACGGUAGGAAAAUGUCGCUUUCUAAAUAAUUCAGACAUUUGAUUUUGCUUCCUCCCCCUUGAAGACUGAACUUCCAGCAAACUCCCUCUAAAUCUGACAGACUGACUUACUGAAGUCCAGUAACGCUGACCGACACAUCACGAGCGCGGUGUGGACGCCACGAGGGAAUAACGCUUGUGGAUUCUACCCGUAGCAAACAACAUUUCUUGUUUCAAUGCAUUUCCUUUAGGAAUAUAGUAAUGUGGAGACUCCUGUCGUGGAUUCUUUCGAUAGCCAGUUUGCACCAGGCCAGUUCCCACAACUCCACAGACUCUCCUCUUGCGACCACCGUUUUGGACCCUCGUAACCGAAAUCGAUACUGCCAAUGGCCUUGUAAGUGCCCUAAGAAUGCCCCUGUUUGCCCACAUGGGGUCAGCCUGUUGACCGAGGGAUGUGACUGCUGCAAGGCCUGUGCCAAGCAGCUGGGGGAGACCUGUAAUGAGAGAGAUACCUGUGACUAGCAUA
Molecule: messenger RNA, 579 nt
Organism: Carassius carassius (crucian carp)
Lineage: Eukaryota; Metazoa; Chordata; Actinopteri; Cypriniformes; Cyprinidae
Product: cellular communication network factor 6-like
Exons: 2
Coding region: 315-575 (86 amino acids)
Biological process (GO): cell adhesion; signal transduction
Cellular component (GO): extracellular matrix; extracellular region
Molecular function (GO): heparin binding; integrin binding
Source: RefSeq, a predicted model, not a curated record